Musa acuminata subsp. malaccensis (wild Malaysian banana) is the source of this 957-nucleotide messenger RNA. RefSeq names its product protein LIFEGUARD 2. NCBI's taxonomy places the organism in Eukaryota, Viridiplantae, Streptophyta, Magnoliopsida, Zingiberales, Musaceae. The record is from RefSeq and is a predicted model, not a curated record.
UGUCAUUAAGCAAGCCCGCCCGCGAAGAAAGGAAGAAGCGCUUGCGGUAUCCCUCGGAGAACAACUCGAUCGCUUCGUCGUCGCUUGGUGGGUUCCGGAGAGAAUGUGGGCGCGGCCGGGGUACUGGAAGGGUAGGGACGUGGAGGCGGCGGGGGCGCCGCCGCUGUAUCCCAUGAUGCUGGAGCCGCCGCAGCUGCGGUGGGCCUUCAUCCGCAAGAUCUACACCAUACUGGCCGUACAGAUGCUGCUCACCGUCGCCGUGGCCGCCGUCGUCGUCUCCGUUCCCCCCGUCUCCCGAUUCUUCGUCUCCUCCGGCGCCGGCCUCGGCCUAUACAUAUUCCUCAUCAUCCUUCCCUUCAUCGUGUUGUGUCCCCUGUACUACUAUUACCAGAAGCACCCCUUAAACUUCCUUCUCCUCGGCGUCUUCACGGUAUCCAUCAGCUUCGCAGUUGGAUUGACGUGUGCCUUCACCAGCGGGAAGGUGAUUCUCGAAUCAGUAAUCCUCACGGCAGUCGUGGUGGUGAGCCUCACGCUCUACACCUUCUGGGCUGCUUCCAAAGGCCAUGACUUCAGCUUCCUCGGGCCUUUCCUCUUCUCUGCCGUCAUGAUACUGAUGGUGUUUGCUCUCAUCCAGGUGUUUUUUCCCAUGGGAAGGAUCUCUGCUAUGAUUUAUGGAGCGCUAGCUGCGGUCAUAUUCUGCGGAUACAUAAUCUACGAUACCGAUAACCUGAUCAAACGCUACUCCUACGAUGAAUACAUCUGGGCUGCCGUAGCACUGUAUCUCGAUAUCACCAACCUUUUCCUCUCUUUGCUCACCCUAUUUAGAGCAUCCGAGGGAUGAGAUGGAGGAGUUUGUGGGUCUUGCAAGGGUGUUUGCACCAAAUCUCUCUAUCUGUCUUGUCUGAGAUAAAUUUUAUGAUUGUUACAUUAAUCCGUUCAUAAUUCUAUUUUUUUUAG